ACUUGCGCUGAGAACCGCAGAGUCAUGGAACAUUCGGAUCUUACCCAACCGCUGGCUCACCUGGGACUGGUCGAGUUAACUGGUGGCUCGUCAUCGUCAUCGUUCGCCGACAGGCCGUCCAAAGUCAAACUUGACGACGCUAUUCAUCUGGGCGUGAACGGCAGCGACGACCCGUUCUUCACAACCGCCUCAAGGUUAGACCUGGAGCCAACAACAGCCGGGCCUCACGAACUCAGUCCAGUUGAAUUGGCCGGAGUAAUCGUUGCGGCGGCGCUGGUCACAGUGGCCAUUAUCGGCCUCGGCGUUUGGAUGCAUUGCCGGCGGAAGAAGAGCAAGAGCCAAGAGACGACCGGUGGACGCAUGAACGGUCCUCAUCAUCCGGUCGCUCCUCAAGUGUCCGUCAUCAGCAUGGAAACGGAUGUCCGACCAGCAGGUCAGUUGAUCUCAGCCUCCAACGUGUCGUCUGCUUAUCGUUCCCAAACGAUCGCCGUUCGCCAGAAUAGUUACGGUAGCACGGGCUACAUAGGAUCGCACGGGCCCUACCGGAUGGACGGCGGAAGUGGAGGUCAAUCGGAAGAAGAUGAAAUGGGUUCGUUCACCGAUUACGGAUCCAUCGUCGGCUCGUUCCCGCCAUCUCCGGCCGGAUCUUUCCGUUCGGCUCUCGAUGCUCCGGGAUUUUCUAGGUCUAGAGCGGGAACGGGGACGUCAUUUGCCACCGUCAAAUCGUUCGGUUCGUAUCGUUCACGCGCUAGCAACACGGCGUCGUUUCACACCUGCGUCGAAGAGGAAUUCUCGUGAUUCAUGUGUUAUCCAUAUUUAAUUUUUUUUUCCCCGAAAAGAUGGGAGACGAAAGAGAGAAAAGCUUAACGGAGUUUUGAAGGGUUACACGAAAGUUCGUGAACGUGCCUAAUUUAUACAUUUCUUAAUUCAUUCAUUAUUGGGAGGGGGGGCUUUAUUUCGCUUCUUUUCACGUCUUCCAACGGAUUGAG
Daphnia magna is the source of this 989-nucleotide messenger RNA. RefSeq lists its product as uncharacterized. The transcript is spliced from 5 exons. The record is from RefSeq and is a predicted model, not a curated record. Lineage: Eukaryota; Metazoa; Arthropoda; Branchiopoda; Diplostraca; Daphniidae. Bases 25 to 798 code for a protein of 257 amino acids.